Messenger RNA from Aspergillus campestris IBT 28561, 701 nucleotides. RefSeq lists its product as uncharacterized. The record is from RefSeq and is a predicted model, not a curated record. The coding region runs from base 144 to 701 and encodes 185 amino acids. The transcript has 3 exons. NCBI's taxonomy places the organism in Eukaryota, Fungi, Ascomycota, Eurotiomycetes, Eurotiales, Aspergillaceae.
GUUAUUUAACGGCGCAGGUGUUCCGAUAUAUAAAUCCCUAACCCGUGGUGCACUGAUCACACCAACACAACGCAAUACCCUAAAUCUCUACUAAAUAUAUGUCUUGAUGAUAUUAGACCUAAGCCACCCGAAUAUAUAUGUAAAUGCGAAUGAAUCGAGGAUUACGUGAACAGCGAAUCGAUCGAAACAUGCAUCACCAUGCAUCACCAUCACAAGAAUGCCUCCGACGUGACGGACGAAGUCGCCGAAUGUUUAACUACCUUCCACCACGAUCCUCGCAAACUCGACAACGCUUUCAGUGCCGCUGCAUUCCUAGCCAACCAAGUCUGGAUGGGAACCAACAUCGAAACGAGCGAAAGGAGCCUGAGGAUCUGGUCCGACAAGGGCGCCGAUACCCAAGUCCCGGCCAUUUCGCGACGAGACAUUAUAAUCGUGUCUACCUGCUCGGUCUAGAUAUCUUGAUCUUGCUACCGCUAGCAAUUUACGCAGCGGGGUCGUCGCUAUGGACGGAGAAGCUGGACUCAUUUGCCAUGAUGCGAAUUGGGGCUGUGGUCGCUGAGAAAGUGCCAUUCCUCGUUGGACGGGGGACCGACAAGAUCGAGGCUCUCGAUGAGAUUCCCGGUUGGGUGGGAGACACAGCUGAAGGUAGUAAAAUCCUGGUUUGUAUCUAUAAAAUCCCAAAACAAAAGACUUGGAGAUAA